AUGUGGGCGCUCACAGCUGUUUGCUAUGUUGGCUGCGUGUCUGCGAUUUCUGGGUUGGAGGACCUCGCAUGCGCCAUCAACAGGCCAGAGUGGCAGGAGUUCCAUGCUACGUAUGAAGUAGCCGCCAAGGCGACCGCGCAGGAAGAGCUCGACGUGCGGUUUGCUGCCCGGACUGCUCUGGCCGAACAGCUGCUGGCACGAACGGCGAACAUCUCCGACGUGCUGUCUUGCAACGUGGGCGUAGUGGCCGGCUUUUACUUGCUGGCCCGACUUGUGGAUCAGGAAGCGGUCGACACGCUGGGCUUGACUGGAAGAGCCCCAAAGGGCGAGGCCGGCCUCGCAUAUCGCCUUUUGCAAUUGGCGCUCGUGUUUAUUUUCACCCUACGCAAUGCCAACCGCAUACCCCCCAUCCCAGGAAGAGCAUGGGGUGUGACAGAGCACCACAUCAUCCCUGCCAUCAUUCACAUGCGGAGGGGACAUGAUCAGAAACUGCGCCGUGACUCUCGAAGUCUUGUACCAAUUGCUCCCAGCUUUCGUGCCGAUCUCAACAUUGCCGUUGUCUCUAUUUGUGCCUAUCCCGAAGACCACCCGCUCGCUUUGCCCAAGCUGACGCCGUCAAACCGCGAGGCCUAUGCGAAUCGGCAUGGCUACGCUCUGCGCUUGCAUUUGGAACACCCCGUGAUUGGUGCGCACGGUUUAGGCGUGCAGCACGCCAAGUUGGCAACUGUUUUAGCAUAUUUGCAGUCCAACGAGUUUGACUGGGUGGCCUGGCUGGAUUGCGACUCCAUCCUUAUGAAUUUGAACCGAACCUUGGAUUCGAUCAUCUACCAGUACGCGCAGAGAAAAGCGCUUGAGCCAACAGACUCCGAUCCAGCGCUGGUGUGUGGGCAGCUGCCUCAAUCACUGGAUGCCUUGACAGGUGAUUGGCUGGACUCCUGGGUUUCUGAUGAUUUUCGAGAUGCCAGCACCAUCCAGCUUUUUGCAGGCGAGACUGAAGAGACGGUGUAUGCAGAGGCUGCCCAGAUCGGUCUGGUCCAUGGAAGGCUCCAAGAUGACGAGCUGGAACUGGACUUUCAGGGAGGGCGUCUCCGUGCGAAUAUUGUAUGGGACGGGUCAGGCCACGCUGAGAGACUUGAGUGGGAGAACGGCGCAGUGUGGCUGCGCAAAGCUGGCGCAGCUGCAGCGCCCUCAAAGUGCCGGGAGCCCUGCCGCCGGCCUGGACCAGGUUGCGACUCUGAACUGCUGGACUCGGACGUAAACCUGCUGAUUACGGAGGAGGGCUGGGGCUUGAGCUCGGCCAAUUGGAUCAUCAAGCGCAGCGCCUGGUCGAUGGACUUCCUUCACAAUGCGCUCACCGCGGCGCAUGUGGAGCUUCAACUCUUUGGCGACCAGGAUGCCAUGAUCCUUCACUUAAUGAACGGUCAGGCACUGGAGGUUGCCAAGAAGCCAAUGGCUGAUGUGUCUUUGAAUGACCCAAUUGACCGACAUGCCGUGGUCGUGCCACAAUUUGAGCUGAACUCCUACGAUGCCCUGAAUGCGCUCACCAUGGAGUGUGAUACAUUCGUUGAGGGGGAUUUGCUGGUGACGUUUCCACAGUGCAAGGAUGCAGAUGGUUGCAAUGACGUCUUUGAGCUAGCGGCUGACUAUGCCAAGGAUGAGGAGAAGCAGCUCUCGUUUGAUGCAGGUAUAGUCGGUAUUCCUCUGCGGCUCUGCGGGUCUUCGGCCCUCGGCCGCUUGUUCGCGAUGUUUUUCUGCGUGAGCAGGCGCAGGCCGAACAACUUCCUGGUGUGCCAGGAUCGGGCAGUGAGCGGCACCCACUGCGUGCUGCACUGCAGAGCCUCCGGCCCUCCCGAAUUCGAGGACUGCAGCACCAACGGCAGCUUCGUGAACGAGCUGAAGCUCCUGAAGGAGCGGCACCCGUUGGCCGACGGCGACGUGCUGUCCCUAACGAAGCCGGCGGAGGAUGGUGUGGCAUCUGGGCCGCGUAUACAGUACAAGCUGGUCUUCAAGGAAGAGGCUGAAGGAGAAGUGCCACCUACAGCGCCAUCAUUAACACCAGAUGCCAAGCCUUCUGUAGACGCUGGGCCAGUGGAGCACUUUGCCCAAGACUUGCUCGUGCAGGAGCAGCAAAGCAAGGCCAAACUCACCGCCGACUUGCUGGUGUCGCAGCGUAAGCUGGAGGAGGAACGUCGCACGGUCGAGACGCUCACUCGCGACCUUCGAAGAACACGGCAGCAGGUGGAGGAGGAGCGUCAGAAGCGCCAAGAUGCAGAGGACUCAAAGGCCAAGCUGGCCGGCGAGGUUGACGUCUUUAGGUCCGAGGCUCGGCAGCUGGAGGAAGUGACGCAAGCGCACCAAGAGCUGCGAGCUCGCCAUGCCGCAGGCGAACAGGACUUGCGGCAGCGUUCACAGCGCUGUGAUGAGUUAGAGGUGCAGCAGCGCCAGAUGCGGCAAGACUUGGCGCAAGUCACGGAGGCGCAGCAGAAGGUGUCGCGGCAGUUGGCUGAGCUGCAGAUCAGGGCAAGACAAGCACAGGAGCGAGCCGAGCGGCUUCAGCAGCAGCAACUGGAGGCGCAGCGAGAGGCCGAGCGGGCCACAGAGGAGGGCCAGCGCCUCCAAGAGGAGCUGCAGGAAGUGGUGUCUAGCCGGGAGCGCUUGGAGGAGGAUGUGGCAAUGAAUGAGGAAGCUGUGGAGAAGGCCGAGACCACGGAAAGAGAGGCGCGUGCGGAGCUGGAUGCUGCCACGUCCAAGCGGGCGGAGUUGGAAUGCCAAGCAGCCGCUGCUCAGUCAGAGGUGGACACAGCAAGGAUCUCCGCGAGCUCCGCGCAGCAGCGCCUGGCGCAGUCCGAAGGCCUGGCAGAGCGCCUGGCCAAGGCCGGCGGCUCCCUCUCUGCGGAGCUGGGCCGGAGGUUGGACCUGUGGGACAAGGUGCUGCUUCAAGGGCUGCCCGCCGCAGCGCAGCAGCUGGAGGAGGCCCUGGCCGGGGAUGUGGCGCCGACCUUUGCGCAGGUGACGUGUCGAGUGGAGGAGGGACUCGGCGGACAAGAAGGAGGAGUAGCGCCGAAAGAGCCCGAACGGCCGGACAGCCCCAAGCCGCAGGAUGCUUGCCCUGCUGCCCAAGCAACGGUGGCUGCGACAGAGUUCGAGCAAGAGGCAGAUCGUGCGGUUCGGGAUGGCCAGGGCUGCUCAACUGCAUGGAGCUUGGAGGUCAUGGAGAUCGAUCCACCCCAGAAGAAGCCACGAAGGAGUUGA
This is a messenger RNA of Effrenium voratum, 3252 nucleotides long. Lineage: Eukaryota; Dinophyceae; Suessiales; Symbiodiniaceae. The record is from the annotation of a GenBank genome assembly.